This is a messenger RNA of Spodoptera exigua (beet armyworm), 1917 nucleotides long. The record is from the annotation of a GenBank genome assembly. Lineage: Eukaryota; Metazoa; Arthropoda; Insecta; Lepidoptera; Noctuidae.
AUGUUCAGCCGGGGUUGCGGCACAAGCGCAAUGAGGCACCGCGGCCUCGGCCCAGAGCAAUGGAAGGAACGGGGGUUUUUAGUCACUAAGAGUCUGACACUCCCUCACGCCCCACCCUGGGCAGAGAAGAAGAGAGGAAAGAGAAGUCAUUUGAUGAUUUCCCCGUUCCGCGCGCGCCUCAAAGAGCCAUUCGACCACCACAGACGGGGCCCUAAAGAGCUGAUGUUCAGCCGGGGUUGCGGGGUAAGCGCAAUGAGGUACCGCGACCUCGGCACAGAGCAGGAGAAGGAACAGGGGGCAAUGGUUGAAGUUAAAGUGGAACAAGGACGUCUGGAGGGUGAAUUGUUGGAGACAGUGACCGGAGAUGGAAAAUACUACAGCUUCAAAGGCAUCCCCUACGCUCAGCCGCCGUUGGGGAAGUUGAGGUUCAAGGCUCCUCAGCCGGCUCUACCCUGGGAAGGCGUCAGAAAAGCAACAGAAUUCGGCCCAAAAUGUCCACAGAAAUGUAUAUUCACGAACACUGUUCAGCUUGGAAGCGAAGAUUGUUUGUACUUGAAUGUCUAUAGCCCAGACAUAAAACCAGCUACCCCGCUGCCAGUCAUGGUAUUCAUUCACGGUGGCGGUUACAAAAGUGGCUCUGGUAACGACGAUUUCUACGGACCAGACUUUCUCGUCCAACACGGCGUAGUCCUAGUAACCUUUAACUACAGACUUGAAGUACUCGGCUUUUUGUGCUUGGACACCAAGGAAGUUCCCGGAAAUGCUGGCCUAAAGGACCAAGUUGCUGCUCUCCGAUGGGUGCAAAAGAACAUCAAAAAUUUUGGUGGAGAUCCAAAUAAUGUAACAGUUUUUGGAGAAAGUGCUGGUGGUGCGUCCACUUGCUUGCAUGUAAUCUCGCCCAUGUCAAAAGGUCUCUUCAAGAAAGCUGCACCAAUGAGUGGUGUACCUUUUUGCGAUUGGUCUCAAGCUUUCUUACCUCAAAAACGUGCAUUCCUACUUGGUAAGGACCUCGGUUUUGAAACUGAUGAUCCUGAUAAGCUUCUAGAAUUCCUGCAGACUGUACCAUCAGAGAAACUUAUAGAUACAAAUCCAGUAGUGCUAUCCUUUGAAGAAUACAGCAAUAACAUACUUAAGUUUUACCACUUCACUCCAGUUGUGGAAAAAGAUUUUGGCAAUAAUGAAAAUUUCUUAACAGAAGAUCCUAUCGAAGCAUUGAGGCAUAAGAGGAUUAACGAUGUUGAUAUUUUAAUUGGUUAUACGAGCCAAGAAGUUCUAUUAGGAAUACCAAUGUUUGAAGAAAAAUUUUUGAAGCAUUAUAAUCGAUUUUCAGAAGUAUUGGUACCAAGAAAAAUUCUUAUGAAAAGCACUCCAGAAAAGAUUCUGAAAGUGGCUGAGAUGAUUCACGAUUUUUACUUCAAUAAAAAGCCACUCACAUUUGACGUCAUGAAGGAAUUUGUGAAUUACGCAAAUCAUGCGUGUUUUUCCUAUGAUGUUAGUAGAUUUGUAGCACGUCUGCCGAAGGUUGGAGCUGGUCGAAGAUAUGUGUACCGAUUCUCCAGUUUUUCUGGUAGAAAUGUCUAUGGGUCUUUAGGAUUGAAGUAUGGCAUUCGUGGAGCUUCUCACUUGGAUGACCUGAUGUACCUGUUCCAUGCUAAGGAGCAUAAUAUAAAGCUAGAAAAGAAUACGAAGGAAUACGAACUGGUCAAUAUGGUGUGCUCUGUAUUUACCAACUUCGCUAAGCACGGAAACCCAACUCCUGACUCCAGUCUGGGUGUAACCUGGCCUGAAUAUGAUAACAAGACUGAACAGUACGUGGACAUCGGAGACAGCCUAGAGAUCAGGACACCAGCAGAAGAUGAAGUAAAAGCCCUGGCCUUCUGGAAGAGUGUAUUUGAUUACGCUGGAGUGGAAUAUUGA